Messenger RNA from Cebus imitator (Panamanian white-faced capuchin), 1242 nucleotides. It is a transcript of the gene IMP3, whose product is annotated as IMP U3 small nucleolar ribonucleoprotein 3. NCBI's taxonomy places the organism in Eukaryota, Metazoa, Chordata, Mammalia, Primates, Cebidae. Bases 151 to 705 code for a protein of 184 amino acids. The record is from RefSeq and is a predicted model, not a curated record. Gene Ontology annotation, biological process: rRNA processing. Gene Ontology annotation, cellular component: small ribosomal subunit; small-subunit processome; Mpp10 complex. The transcript has a single exon. Gene Ontology annotation, molecular function: rRNA binding; snoRNA binding; structural constituent of ribosome.
ACCAAUGGGAAGUGAGGGCGUGACCCUAAGCUUUUCUUUCAUUGGUCCAGGGUCCCAGGGCUUCCAGGUCUUGGCGCGCUGUGGCUGAAAUCGCGCAGGCGUCAGAACGCGCUCUCAGCUUCGGGUCCUGCAGCUGCGGCUUCCGCCAUCAUGGUGCGGAAGCUUAAGUUCCACGAGCAGAAGCUGCUGAAGCAGGUGGACUUUCUGAACUGGGAGGUCACCGAUCACAACCUGCACGAGCUCCGCGUGCUGCGGCGUUACCGGCUGCAGCGGCGGGAGGACUACACGCGCUACAACCAGCUGAGCCGUGCCGUGCGUGAGCUGGCGCGGCGCCUGCGCGACCUGCCCGAGCGCGACCCGUUCCGCGUGCGUGCUUCCGCCGCGCUGCUGGACAAGCUGUAUGCUCUCGGCCUGGUGCCCACGCGCGGUUCGCUGGAGCUCUGCGACUUCGUCACGGCCUCCUCCUUCUGCCGCCGCCGCCUUCCCACCGUGCUCCUCAAGCUGCGCAUGGCGCAGCACCUUCAGGCUGCCGUGGCCUUUGUGGAACAAGGCCACAUACGCGUGGGCCCUGACGUGGUUACCGACCCCGCCUUCCUUGUUACCCGCAGCAUGGAGGACUUUGUCACUUGGGUCGACUCGUCCAAGAUCAAGCGGCACGUGCUGGAGUACAACGAGGAGCGCGAUGACUUCGAUCUGGAAGCCUAGCGGCUCUCCCACUCCACGGCUGUCUUCUACAGAUGGGAAAACUGAGACCUAAUGUUGGAGAUUCUCUGAGGGUGCUCUCCCCAAGGGUGUCAGACGGUUGUAGGUUCUUAAGAACUUGAUACAUCAAGGGCAGGCCGUGCACAGAGCCACGGGAGGUGCGUCCUUGUUUUCCAGGAAAUGUUCUUAGAACUUGGACUACUGAUUUUUGUGCCUUGGGAAACAGUGGGAAGUAACUUGGUGCUGCUCUGGGGUAUUGUUGGCUUCUUGCGUUGGAAACUUUGUAAUGUAAAAGCAAAAACUACAAAUCCCCACGCUCUGUUUCCCUUUAUCGUCUUGUAGCUGGACUGGUUCCAUUCAUUUAACUCGAAUUCUUCCUCCUGUCCAUGGGGUUAAGCUGUGUAGAGACGAUGGGGAGUUUGGUGGACUCAAGUUUUUAUAAACUCAGUGAGACUAGUGUGUUCAGGAUCUCCUCCCUUGUUUAAAGGAAUGCUUUCCUAAUGCCAAUAAAUGACUCAGCCGCUUUGUAAGUGCAACUUU